Messenger RNA from Paralichthys olivaceus (Japanese flounder), 1505 nucleotides. RefSeq names its product nitric oxide synthase interacting protein (gene nosip). Gene Ontology annotation, molecular function: ubiquitin protein ligase activity. Gene Ontology annotation, cellular component: nucleus. NCBI's taxonomy places the organism in Eukaryota, Metazoa, Chordata, Actinopteri, Pleuronectiformes, Paralichthyidae. The record is from RefSeq and is a predicted model, not a curated record.
AGCAGAGCAUCCCUGCACAAACUGCAGACAACACGUUUAUUUAUACAUUGUUAGCUAAAAGUAUCAAUACUUAGUGUACAGAAACAUUUUAAAUAUAGAUUUUCCACUGGCGUUGUUUUGCGUCAUCGUCCUGCAACAAUGACGUAAUAACCGGUGCAGAGAUGUAGUGUCCGAGCGCUUUCUUUUCUUUUGCCACUGAGCUCGUAUACUCUACAGCUAUAUAGUAUUCUACAAUGAAGGCCCCAUGGUGAAGUGUGGGUUAAUGAAUGAGCGGGUGACUUUCCGUCCACUGAAUCUGUUGUGCGUCAUUUAACGUGCCGUAAAGCGUUUACUGUUGCGCAUGCGUGUUUCACAAGUAAACCUCUCCUGAUAGUGGAUCGAGAAGGCUUCUCUUAUUUCCCUCGCAGAUCGUCUCGGUAAACCUAAGACACGAUGACCCGCCAUGGGAAGAACUGCACGGCAGGAGCUGUUUACACGUACCACGAGAAAAAGAAGGACACGGCUGCAUCUGGUUACGGCACUCAGAGCAUUCGAUUGGGCAAAGACGCUAUCAAAGACUUUGACUGCUGCUGCCUGUCCCUUCAGCCCUGUCAUGAUCCUGUGGUGACUCCAGAUGGAUUCUUGUAUGACAAACAGGCCAUUCUUGAAUACGUUCUCCACCAGAAGACAGAAAUUGCCAAAAAAAUGAAGCUGUAUGACAAGCAGAAGAAGGCACAGAAGAGCAGCAGCCAGCUUGAGUCCAAGUCGGAGGAAAGGGAGAGAGUGGAGAAGUUUAAAACCAGGGAGAACAGCAUCGUAUCCAAACCCAUCAACCCAUUCAUAUCUGGGCAGAACAAAGGAAUUGAAAAGGGCAGGACAGAAGGCAGCUCAGUAGAAUCCUCCACUGUCCCCUCAGCUUCCACUUCCAGCCAGAGCCUUCCCAGUUUCUGGAUUCCCUCCCUGACUCCAGAGGCCAAGCCCACUCUGAUCAAGAAACCAAGUAAGGCUGUGCUAUGCCCCAUGUCGGGACGACCCAUUAAGAUGAAUGAACUUGUCACAGUGCGCUUCACCCCAGUGGACCCGAGCCUGGGCAGAGUGGCCUUGCUCACCCGUCAGGACAGGUAUGUAUGUGCAGUAACCAGAGACGUCCUCGCCAACAGUGUUCCCUGUGCUGUUCUGCGACCCUCGGGUACAGUGGUGACUCAGGAGUGUGUGGAGAAGUUGAUCAAGAAGGACAUGAUUGAUCCUGUGACAGGAGACAAACUGUCUGACAGAGACAUCAUACCACUGCAGAGGGGUGGAACUGGCUUUGCUGCAUCAGGGGUUGACCUCAGUGCCAAAGAGGCUCGUCCAGUGAUGCAAGUGUGAGACGAUGGAGGAUCUGAGGACCGUGUGUGAACAUGUGUCCAAGGCUUUCACACACUCCGAUGGCCUAUGCAAUCUGCUGGCAUAUUUUUCCUCCUCUUGAAGCUUUUUUUUUUAUUAUUGAGAGUUAAAUAAACAGUUCUAUAUAGUUUACCUUUACA